Messenger RNA from Penicillium lagena, 2580 nucleotides. RefSeq names its product serine/threonine protein kinase SCH9 (gene schA). Gene Ontology annotation, biological process: protein phosphorylation. The transcript is spliced from 3 exons. Gene Ontology annotation, molecular function: protein serine/threonine kinase activity; ATP binding. The coding region runs from base 1 to 2580 and encodes 859 amino acids. NCBI's taxonomy places the organism in Eukaryota, Fungi, Ascomycota, Eurotiomycetes, Eurotiales, Aspergillaceae. The record is from RefSeq and is a predicted model, not a curated record.
AUGGCCGCGGCGCACAGUGGUUCCGAGUCGCACGGCGAGACAGAUUUGAAGCGGGCAAAUUCCGGGCCGGACGACGACCACCACGACCACAUCGGGUCAAAUGGUUCCACGCCCACGGGGAUCGCAACACCCCAGCCCGAUCCCGCAGACAAACGUCUGCCCUCCAUCAUGCACAACUACUUCCAGGUUGGUUCCUUUUCUGGUGAUAAAGCAAGCCUGCCCCGGUUAUGGUCCUGCCUUUCCAAAUCCGCCGACCCUCCGCCCGAGGCGCUUAGCCCUGGCCUGCCAUCAUCCUUCGGCCCGAUGGAGCGGGAUGAUGGACUGCCCACUCCCCCACACUCCCUCCUGCAGCAGGAUGAGGCGGAGGGGCCAGACCAGAGCGGGGGGUCUCUCUUCACUACCCUCAAAAAUUAUCUCUCUUCGUCCGCAACCGUUGAUACCCCUCCCCGCCGUCAAACCUCUCUCCCAGUGUCCAGCAUCUCGGACGACCCUGUUCUUGCCUCACAUUUCUCCAAUCCAUCUUUACCCCCAGAAGCUUGUGCCUUGACCGAAGCUCUCUUGCUCGACCGCGAAAAGCCGAAUGUUUCCAUAUCUUCCGAGAAUCUUGCCAAGCUAACAGAUGGGGCGUGUCUCAAGAACACCCCGCCGUUGACCCCCCGUGCCAUGUCUAACGAGGGUCAAUCGACCGACCACCCCUCCACCACCCCGGCGCCGCAAUCGACGACCGAGAAGUCCAACCUGGACGACAUGGACAGCUCGACCGACGAGAUCACCAUGAAACUCGACGAGGCAUUCCCCGCCCAGACCGCGUCCUCUCCGCAGAACGGCCCUCCCGUGGGCCCGCUCAAGGGUAAAUUGUUUGUCAAAAUUUCCGAGGGCCGUGGGCUACGACCGUCGUUCGAUCCGUAUGUCGUGUGCGUGUUUGAGUGGAACGAGUAUAUUUCCAAGGGAGCGCGCGAUGACGAGCAAGAGAAAAUACGGCGGCAGAUUGAGUCGGACGCCGCCGAGGCCGGCCGCCCAAUGGCGAUUCCCAUGAAAAGCCGCCAGAGCAGCCACAAUAGCGCCCUCGAUAGUCCUGACCAUCAUAAGGGGAAGAUGCCCGUGACCGAUCCUCAUUGGAGUCAUGAGGCUGUCUUUGAUGUUAUGGGUGAUCAAUCAGAAAUCGAUGUCACAGUCUACGAUCGCAACAACCAAGAAACUUUCUUGGGCCACGUCCGGCUCUGCAUUAAUCUCAAGGAAGACCACAGUCGCCUUGAAGGCUGGUUUCCUCUGGUCGCGCGAGGAGUCGGUGACAACCAGGUGUCGGGGGAGAUCCACCUCGAACUGCAAUUCGAGAAGACGGACAAGAAACAGGUGGGCCCGAACGACUUCCAAAUCUUCAAGCUUAUCGGCAAAGGAACAUUUGGUCAGGUCUACCAGGUGAAGAAGAAGGACACACAGCGUAUCUACGCGAUGAAGGUUCUUUCCAAGAAAGUGAUUAUCCAGAAGAAAGAGGUCGCACAUACCCUUGGAGAGCGGAAUAUUCUGGUGCGCACUGCGAUGGCUUCCUCGCCUUUUAUCGUCGGACUCAAGUUCUCUUUCCAAACCCCAACGGAUCUCUACCUCGUCACAGACUAUAUGUCGGGCGGCGAGUUGUUCUGGCAUUUGCAACGUGAAGGCCGAUUCCAAGAAGCCCGGGCCAAGUUCUAUAUUGCCGAAUUGAUCUUAGCACUGCAGCACCUGCACGAUUACGAUAUUGUAUAUCGCGAUCUCAAGCCCGAAAACAUCUUGUUGGAUGCCAAUGGCCACAUCGCGCUGUGCGACUUUGGUCUCUCCAAGGCAAACCUGACACAGAACGACACGACCAACACCUUCUGCGGCACCACUGAGUAUCUCGCACCGGAAGUUUUGCUGGAUGAACAGGGGUACACGAAGAUGGUUGACUUCUGGUCGCUUGGUGUGCUGGUCUUUGAGAUGUGCUGUGGAUGGAGUCCAUUCUAUGCCGAGGACACGCAGCAGAUGUACAAGAACAUUGCUUUCGGCAAGGUGCGGUUCCCUCGCGAUGCUCUCAGCACUGAGGGUCGGAAUUUCGUUAAGGGAUUGUUGAACCGGAAUCCCAAGCACCGGCUCGGUGCCAAUGGCGAUGCAAAGGAGCUCAUGGCACAUCCAUUCUUCCACGAUAUCGACUGGGAGGCCCUGUGCCGCAAGCAAGUGAUCCCUCCGUUCAAGCCGAAACUGCAGUCCGACACCGACACAUCUAAUUUCGACCCGGAAUUUACGAAUGCCCUGGAAAACAGCAGCUCGCUGAACGACCGUGCUGCCGCACUGGCGAACGGCCUGAUGCCUGGCUCGACACCGCUGUCCCCCGGCAUGCAAGCCAACUUCAAGGGAUUUACUUUCGUGAACGAAAGUUCCAUUGAUCACCACCUCAAGCACGACCCCAGUGAUCGAAUGGAGGAGGACCCCAUGCAAGACGACGCGGGGUGGCAACGGUCCCACCGACCAAACGCCUCGACCGACCAGCGCAUGGGCGGCGUCCAGAAGACGCAAGACGGCACCGACGCGGGUAUCUUCAACGUUGACGAUAAUUUUGAUAUGUGA